Exophiala oligosperma is the source of this 747-nucleotide messenger RNA. RefSeq lists its product as uncharacterized. The transcript is spliced from 3 exons. The record is from RefSeq and is a predicted model, not a curated record. Lineage: Eukaryota; Fungi; Ascomycota; Eurotiomycetes; Chaetothyriales; Herpotrichiellaceae. The coding region runs from base 1 to 747 and encodes 248 amino acids.
AUGAUUCAGCGCGGACCAGAGCCUCCUAGGCCACAUGUCGUGCAUGCAGGGUUGCAAAACCCGCCUGCAGCAGAGUGGAAGCCUUUCGAGCGACCUGUCCUCUGGAUUCUGGAGAAUCGGGCCGACCUCGCCUGGAGCUCAAGUAGACGGUUCUCACAGACUCACCUACUCGGCGCCUCUUGGAGACGAAACUGCCUGUGUCGUAGACGGGACGGCGGUCCUCACCGUCACCUCGACCGCGAAGACGUACAAGGUAGGCCCGGGCAGCAUCAUCAGCUCCCAAAGGGGCUGGAAGUCCGUUGGGAGAUCGAUGCACCGUUCUUCAAGAAAUACCGGGUCACCUGGAACGGCACAGACGCCACCCCCGAACCACCGGUCGACCUCCAGACCAAUCAUGUGUCUGACAACCCUGAGGACUGGGGAGCUCUACAGGAUUUCAUUCGGAUGGGCGGCUCCACUGGAACGCACUUGUCAGGUGGUUGGCGCUCUGGCAAGGGCAUCGCCGCCACCAACCUCGACGAUAAGGGCUCCUUGACGACUCCGUACACCGGGACUCUGGGUGACGAAAUGAUCCUCCUUCUGGAAGGGGAAGUCGAUGUCACCGAGACAGAGACUGGGAACAAGCAUAGUUUCAGAGCCGGUGAUGCGAUUGGCUUGACGUCUGGCAUGCACAUUACCUGGAUUUCAAAGGGCCCUUAUACCAAGAAACUAUGGGUCAUCACCCGCGACAAGAUCCCAGAGGCUUGA